AUGUUGGUACAACCAUUCAUAAGACUUCUGGAGAACCUAACGUUCAGAAUGAAGAGACUUAAGAUCAUCUUGCGUCAGUUAUGUGGAUCAGCUCCAAGUCAAAAGAGAACAUACCAGUUGGAAUCAGUCAUUCGCUUGUACGAUUUAUUGUGCUCGAUUUGCGACAUCCUGAACGACGUUUUCUCAUACAAUCUACUUUUCGUCAUUUUCAUGGUAUUCUUCUUGAUCACGACCUACGUAUAUUACUCGAUAUCUUCUGCCUUCAACAGUUACACGGUUGCUUUGAUCUCAGGAAUCGUAGCAAUUUUUUAUGGCAUUAUCAUGUGCUGGAUAGCUAUUCACAGUGAACGAAUGGCUAAAGAGGCAAUUGAAUUCAAUAACUUAUUGUUUAAAAUAAUGAUUAAGGACAAACUUAAGGAUAUAAAAAAUAAUGUAAGAUAAUUACAAAAGUCUUAAUAGUUGCUAAAUAUUUAAGAUAAUUUAAUGUUUCUUCCUUUUUUUAACUUUAUCUAAAGCUCCUCCUGCCGAAUUUUCCCUUUUAUGUUUAAUGAUUUAAUUUAUUGUUUCAUUUCAUUUAGAUAUAUUUUUUUUAUACUGAACAACUUUUCUAGAAAAAGCUUCGCCUACAUAUUCUGAUGAAGAGAGGGGUUGAACUUACAGCUUGUGGUCUCUUUCCACUUGAUCAUGCCUUAAUCCAUUCCAUGAUUGCAGCAGCUACUACUUAUUUAGUCAUCUUAGAAGAUUUUGGGAAGCAGUGAUUGACCCCACAUUGAAUGGAGUGUACCUCAUUACAAAUGUAGGCUAAAAGAAUUUUUAUAUAAAGAAUAUUAAUAUAAAGUUUUCUAUUUUGAAGAUUUUAAACCAUGAUAACCAAUGACUAUUAAAUUUAAAUAGAAAAUUAAAUUAUAAUUUUCUGAAUGAAAUAAAGAAAUAUUUAAUAAAUAGAUUUUUUAUUACUUGCUGAUUAUUAAUUAUAAUUGUAGGAAGAAUUGGUUCAAAAUUUAUUUUAUUUUAAGCAAUAAGUCACCCCAAAUAUUUCAUGUUCAACUUACUUUUUUAA
This is a messenger RNA of Nezara viridula (southern green stink bug), 1060 nucleotides long. NCBI's taxonomy places the organism in Eukaryota, Metazoa, Arthropoda, Insecta, Hemiptera, Pentatomidae. The record is from the annotation of a GenBank genome assembly.